CGGCAAAGAAACGGGAAGCUUUGAGCAACUGCGUGAUUAUCUUGUAACGGAGAUUGUGGUCACACGUAGUCAACCAGAUACCUGCACGUUUUGUUAUAAUUUCACAGUAUUUGAGGGUUAACGAUAAAAUACGUUUCAGUUUAACUGGUCACAACUUGCAGAGCAAAAUGGGCUGUUUCUUUUCAAAAAAAUCCAGAAGGAAAUCACCUGAUAAAGCGGAGCUUACUACACCGACGACGACGGUGGAGACUAGCAACAACAUUCUUACCAAUGUCAGCAGCAGUAAUAACACAGAGGAGGCGCCCAAGCAAUACAGUUGGGACAAGCGUGAAAAGGUUGAUCCAAAGGACUACAUGCUGACAGGCAUCAAGGAUGCCACUGUAGGCCGUUUGCCCGGUACACUAAAAGGACAGCAGUUUGUCAUCCAAGACUGUGAGAACUGCAACAUCUAUGUGUUCGACAACUCCGCUACAAUCACCAUUGACGACUGUAUCAACUGCCGUAUUGUUCUGGGGCCAGUGAAGGGUAGUGUGUUUUUCAGAGACUGCAAAGACAUUAAGUGUGUGGUGGCAUGCCAGCAGUUUCGUACACGUGACUGCAAGAAAAUGGAGGUGUUUCUGUGCUGUGCCACACAGCCCAUCAUCGAGUCAUCCACAGGCAUGAAGUUCGGCUGCUACCAAUACUACUACCCAGAGCUGGCCUUCCACUUCAAGGACGCAGGGCUUAGUAUAUUCAACAACAACUGGAGCAACAUCCACGACUUCACCCCUGUGUCUGGAGAAACCAACUGGAGCUUACUGUCGGAGGGUGUGGUCGUUCUGGACCACGUGCCAGCACCAGACGCAGAGUCAGAGUUUAAAUCCGUUCGGAUCUCUACUGAUGCCACACGUAGCAUCGUGCCCAUGACCAAGGGAGGGAGGCGCAAAGAGAGUGACGAGUCUUGCCUAUUUGUCUUCUUUGCAGGGGAUUAUACAACUGCGAAUGCCAGGAAACUCAUUGAUGAGGCCAGUCAAAAAGGCUUUGUGUUAGUCCAGACGAAGGAAGUGUCCAUGCGGCCCGAGGAUGUGAACAGAGUUUUCCAGAGCAAUGCUGAGGAUCUCAUUGAAUGGAUCACCAAGGGUCCAGUUGUAGCACUGGAGAUGAAUGGGGAUGGGGUUGUAGAAGCCUGCAAGAACAUAGCCAGCGAAGUGUUCAGUGGGACAAAGGUUUUUGUGUCAGAGAACAAAAGCACCUCUUGUCGAGAUGUGGACAAUUUCUUCAACUUUGCUGACAUGCAGAUGGGACUGUGAUUAUAUUUUGCAAUUCGUUAUAAAUGCUUUUAUUUUGUUUUUACUAGUGUAGGGUGUUAAAUAUUGUCCAGACAACCACAACUAAUUCCCCUAUGGUUUAAAGGAAGAUGGGAAACUGAACAGUGUAUUACAAGCCAUCAAGUUGAGACUCCAUCCAGCAACUCCAGACUUAAGCAUAUGAGAGGUAGGGUGACACCCAUCCUUACACUAGUGGUUUGUUCCUCAGAAUCAGAAUAGUCUAGAAAACAAAACAAAAAUAGCUACAUACCAUGCCAUUUAUUAAAUAACGAAA
Osmerus eperlanus (European smelt) is the source of this 1581-nucleotide messenger RNA. RefSeq names its product RP2 activator of ARL3 GTPase (gene rp2). Gene Ontology annotation, cellular component: cilium; periciliary membrane compartment. Gene Ontology annotation, biological process: post-Golgi vesicle-mediated transport. Gene Ontology annotation, molecular function: GTPase activator activity. The transcript is spliced from 5 exons. The record is from RefSeq and is a predicted model, not a curated record. The coding region runs from base 168 to 1289 and encodes 373 amino acids. Lineage: Eukaryota; Metazoa; Chordata; Actinopteri; Osmeriformes; Osmeridae.